AGAUCGCUCUGCCUCUCGGGUUCAGUAGCUGCAUGAAGGAAUGCUCUGCGAGGAGGACAGUCACGAGAAAUGCGACUACCAACCAAGGGCUAGAAGAGACUACGAAGCUGGGCCCUGCAGCCGCUGGCACGAGCACCAUUACCAGAAGAAUAGUUCCCCUGGAUGAGCUUCCACCGCUAACACCGUAGAUAGUUGUCAUGCCACCCGUCGAUGCGCCGAAAGGGGUCACUAGCGACACGUCGCAUGCUGCUUGACUAGGUUUUCCGGCUGUUGAAUUUGUCGCGACUUCAACAAGGCCAAUACGUCGCUCGUCGACAGUACUGCCUGUGUUCUUGUUGCUUCGUUGUAGUGCUGCCGAGGCGUCGGAGGCGUGUCUGUCUGCAGAAUCGACGACGAGGUUCGUUGAUGAAAGUCUUCGUGGUCGUUGCAUUCGACAAGAGGCACCACAUGUGAGUGGGCCAGCCUUGCUGCGGGCUAGAUGUUGGUAACCGUUGCGCACACGAGGGGGGCAAGAAACCAACCGCAAAGCCUUGGAGUAGCGCAUAGUCCACGGGCAGUAAUUUGGUUCUUUGGGCAUUAAGGGCUUCAUGCUGUGGGGGGGGUGUACGCGUCUACGAGCAGGAACGCGAGCAACACGCCACCAGCAAGGGUUUCGUAGCGGAGCAGGCACUUUUUGCUCUCUAGCUUGUUUUCGAUUCGAUUUUUACUUCGCGUGGUCUUGCGGUUUUAUGACGUUGCUUGUCACGUGUGUGUGUGCACAGCAUAUGUUAUUUUUCCUGAUGAAAGUCUACAAACAACAACAUAGGUGGGAUAGUUGUGGGGUUGUUUGUGUUGUUACAGAGGAUGAACACACUUUUUUUAGUCAGCGUCUGGUCAUGACGAUACGUCAAGCAUUCGUGUUUAUCUUUCAUUACGUUGGGUGAUUUUUUGCACAGCUGAUGGUACUUGACCGCAUGUUCCAACGAGGGAGGAAUCACAACG
Molecule: messenger RNA, 981 nt
Organism: Ectocarpus sp. CCAP 1310/34
Lineage: Eukaryota; Phaeophyceae; Ectocarpales; Ectocarpaceae
Source: the annotation of a GenBank genome assembly